AUGACGGCUCUAUUUCACGGCUCGUCUCCAACCUCGAUCCCCAGCGAGAAACGAGCCUUCUCGGGCAUCUCGAUGUCGUCCAACAAGCACCCCAACGGCCACAGCCCGUUUCCGCAGAAGCUGAAGAACUUCUUCCGGAUCAACACUCUAGGUAGCAAUGAUGAGAAGAAAGAUGGCUCGAUAAAGUCCGAGAGCAAGAGCUCAUUCCGACAGUCCAAGUUCUUCCCCGGCUCAGGACGGAAUCGCUCCACGACCGUGGCCAGUGAGGGCAAUGCUUUAGAUGAUGGGGUCAGUCCUACGGCUCAUGCCAAUCCAUACUUCGCGCACCAGGGCCCUCCUGCGUUACGACACCACAAUGAAGGUUCGGUUCCUCCGAGUCCACCUGAUACCCCGACCCUUAAAGUUGAUGCCGUGUCAGGAGCGAAUGAUCAGGCAACGAUUGCUGGGAAGGAAGAGUUGGCACGAAAGUUGAGGAGAGUAGCCAGUGCUCCAAAUGCUCAGGGACUUUUCUCAAAGGGUAAGGGAAGCGGUGAUAGGCCUGCCACAGCUGAGCUUGGUAAGGAGCCAUUGGCACACAAUGCCAGCACCAGCAUGCUGUCCCUGGUGGAUCCCAAGACGAAUGGAUCGCCUCUCGCUGGCCCUGCACAAGAUAGCCUAGGAGCUCUACAACCACCCAAUUUGCGAAAUGCCAUGGCGUUCAGGAGGACAUAUAGUUCGAAUUCCAUCAAAGUACGGAAUGUAGAGGUGGGACCAGGCAGUUUUGAUAAGAUUAAGUUGAUUGGAAAGGGAGAUGUAGGAAAAGUGUACCUGGUGCGGGAGAAGAAGAGCAGCAGGUUGUAUGCUAUGAAGGUAUUGAGCAAGAAGGAAAUGAUCAAGCGGAAUAAGAUCAAGAGAGCUUUGGCAGAGCAGGAAAUCUUGGCCACAAGCAAUCACCCGUUCAUCGUUACCCUAUACCAUUCUUUCCAAUCGGAGGAUCAUUUAUACCUGUGUAUGGAGUACUGCAGUGGUGGAGAGUUCUUCCGAGCCUUGCAGACUCGUCCUGGAAAGUGCAUACCAGAAGAUGAUGCGAGAUUCUAUGCCGCGGAGGUUACAGCUGCUUUGGAAUAUCUGCAUCUGAUGGGAUUCAUUUACAGAGAUUUGAAGCCAGAGAAUAUUCUGCUUCACCAAUCAGGACACAUCAUGUUGUCAGAUUUCGAUCUUUCCAAACAGUCUGACCCUGGUGGAAAGCCAACCAUGAUUCUGGGCCGAAAUGGUGCAAAUGUUAACUCAUUACCAACGAUCGAUACGAAAUCAUGCAUAAACAAUUUCAGGACGAAUUCGUUUGUUGGAACAGAGGAAUACAUUGCGCCGGAGGUCAUUAAGGGAUGUGGACACACAAGUGCGGUAGAUUGGUGGACUCUGGGUAUUCUGAUCUACGAGAUGCUGUACGGAACGACCCCUUUCAAGGGAAAGAACCGUAAUGCUACAUUCGCCAAUAUCUUGAGAGAUGAUGUCCCGUUCCCCGAGCAUUCUGGAACGCCACAAAUUUCUAAUUUGUGCAAAUCCCUGAUUAGAAAACUCCUCAUCAAGGAUGAAAAUCGCAGACUUGGCGCUCGGGCUGGAGCCUCUGAUGUCAAGACGCACCCCUUCUUCCGCACUACCCAAUGGGCUCUCAUCAGACACAUGAAGCCACCGAUGAUCCCACAUCAAGGACGAGGUGUCGAUACCGUCAACUUCCGAAAUGUGAAAGAGAGCGAGAGUGUGGAUAUUAGUGGGGGCAGAGCAAUGAUGCCAAUUCCCAAAGGAGUACCUCUCGAUUCUGGACUGGCCACACCUGGUGGUGAGGUCCUGGAUCCAUUCGAGGAAUUCAACUCGGUCACUUUACAUCACGAUGGAGACGACCACCACCAAACCGAAGAUCUGAACAACGGACGAUAUGACCAUUGA
Messenger RNA from Cadophora gregata, 1926 nucleotides. RefSeq names its product serine/threonine protein kinase, AGC (gene NRC2). Gene Ontology annotation, biological process: protein phosphorylation. Gene Ontology annotation, cellular component: cytoplasm; nucleus; plasma membrane. Gene Ontology annotation, molecular function: ATP binding; protein serine/threonine kinase activity. The coding region runs from base 1 to 1926 and encodes 641 amino acids. The transcript has 4 exons. NCBI's taxonomy places the organism in Eukaryota, Fungi, Ascomycota, Leotiomycetes, Helotiales, Ploettnerulaceae. The record is from RefSeq and is a predicted model, not a curated record.